AUGGCAGCUACGCAGAUCAUCGCGCGUUUAACAGCUACAAUCGAUACCGGAAAACAGUUCGGCACUAGUUCCAAGAAGUUCUUCACCGUCAUCGUGCCGAUUGGCCUCAUGUUCACCGGCAGCUUGAUCUUCAAUAAUCUGCCUUACCUUACGCUCAAUGUGGCCUUUAUUCAGAUGAUCAAGUCACUCGGCCCUGCAACGAUAGUCUUUGCACUUUACACACUUCGCCUAGCGACUCCAUCUUCCAAGGAGUGUGUCGCCAUCAGUUUGAUAAUUGGGGGCUUCCUACUGUGCAUCUUGGGCGAAAUCAGAUUUUCACUGAAGGGAACGACGUAUCAAGUGUUGGGGCUUUUGUUUGAGGCAUACCGCGGCGGGUUGACGCAGAAGUGCUUUACCCAGGAGGAGCGGUUAGACCCGCUUGCCUUUCUCUACUAUUUUGCCCCAGUAUCGACACUCGCGGUUGGAACAGUUGCGGCGGCGACUGAGUGGCAGGGCGAUACCUGGGGCCAGACUGGCGAGGUUUGGAGCCAUAUCCGUGCAGUACACCCAACCAUCUUCAUCGCAAACGGUGCUAUGGCAUUUUCCCUCAAUAUUGUGAUCACAGCUCUGCUCAAACGGACCGGUGCGUUGACGAUACCAUUGCUCGGCCUAGUACGAACUGUUCUGGUCAUGGUAGGCUCUGUGUUAGUUUGGAGCACCGUUGUCACACCUCUGCAGAUGUUAGGUUUCUUCGUCACCGUCAAUGGUCUGGUCUGGUACUAUGUACUGAAGGGUCGCAAGAGUUAG
This is a messenger RNA of Exophiala aquamarina CBS 119918, 786 nucleotides long. RefSeq lists its product as uncharacterized. Bases 1 to 786 code for a protein of 261 amino acids. The record is from RefSeq and is a predicted model, not a curated record. NCBI's taxonomy places the organism in Eukaryota, Fungi, Ascomycota, Eurotiomycetes, Chaetothyriales, Herpotrichiellaceae. The transcript is spliced from 3 exons. Gene Ontology annotation, molecular function: antiporter activity. Gene Ontology annotation, cellular component: trans-Golgi network; endosome; Golgi apparatus.